This is a messenger RNA of Saxophila tyrrhenica, 900 nucleotides long. RefSeq lists its product as uncharacterized. NCBI's taxonomy places the organism in Eukaryota, Fungi, Ascomycota, Dothideomycetes, Mycosphaerellales, Extremaceae. The record is from RefSeq and is a predicted model, not a curated record. Bases 1 to 900 code for a protein of 299 amino acids. The transcript has a single exon.
AUGGAGGUCGUCGCCGCAGUAGCGAGUAUUGGCGGCCUCGCCUCGCUCGGGAUCCAGUUGAUGGAAUGCGCGUCGAAGCUGGCAAACUUCUACGGGCAGGUCGAAAAGGCUCCCAGGACCUUGAAACGGAUAUCCCACGGUCUCCGGAUGUUCGCCAUGCUUCUCAAACGCAUCGAAGGUAUAUCAGCGUGCCAUGAUGGCGAAGACGCUGCCACACUUGCCGAAUUCAUCGAGCUUUGCAAGGAGGCCGCCCAGGAGAUAGUCGAGAUCACGGACAAGCUGCAAUCGAUAAUGCAAAAGAACCAUGCUUUCGGACGAGUCCUCUCUGCCUUCAAGCUUCUGGAGGUCAAUCAGCUUUGCACCGAGCUGGAACAUUGGAAGAGCUCGCUCGUGCUUGCUUUCGAUGUUCUCAAAUAUGAGACGCAAGCCCAGAUUAUGGGAGCGACGCACGAUACUACCCUGCAGAUCAGGUUGCUGCUGACGCGACGGGACCAUCAAGAUGGUGCGACCCUCACGGGAAGCUCCAAAACGGUGCAAGCAGGUUCCGCUGUGCAGCAGGCUGCUGACACUGGCGACCGUGUUGUGGAGAUUGGAGAAUACGGUGAAGCGUUACCGCUACAUCCUCACCGCCGCAGGCCGCGGCGGCGUCAGGCAAAGACGCGUAGCUUCCGGAUUCCUAGCUGGUUCUCGAAUAGAGUCUGGCACCUGUCGGUUGCACACUCGCAGGGACGGUGGGAGGUCAACCUACAGACGUGGAACUACUUACCUGAAUCCUCCCCUGCUCUAACAUACGUCGAAUCCGGAGAUGCGGAAAGCCUGAGAAGGAUGCUGCAAGCUGGACUGGCAUCGCCGUACGAUGUAUAUGGUCGCUUGACUAUGAUACAGGUAGGUGUCUCAUGA